AUGGCUCCUAGUUUGAGCAAAGAUGGGUCUGGUACCACUGUCCUUGCCGAUGGCUUGGAAGGAUUAAACUUCAUGGCCAAUGGCCACGUGAUUCUCUCCGACGUUGCUUCUAAUAUCACAGCCUCUCCAUCACCCUAUACUGCCGGCGAUAAGACGGCAACAACCAUAGCCGGCUGCUUCGUUGGUUUUGAAACUAACAAGGCAAAAAGCCACCAUGUUGUGCCGGUCGGAAAGCUGAAGAACAUAAGGUUCAUGAGUAUUUUCAGGUUCAAGGUCUGGUGGACAACCCAGUGGAUUGGAACCAACGGCGGAGAUCUGGAACACGAAACCCAGAUGGUCAUUCUCGACAAAUCUGAGUCUGGACGGCCAUACGUCUUGUUAUUCCGUUAUUGGAAGGUCCUUUCCAGGCUUCUGUGCAGCCCGGUAACGACGAUUACGUCGACGUUUGAGUGGAAAGUGGGUCGACGAAACGAAAGUCUCCAGCUCCUCAUUCCGGGGAGCUCUGUACAUUCACGCCGGCGAAGACCCUUUUUCUCUGGUCAAGGAGGCCAUGAAGUGAUGAACGUUGCGAGAGAUCAUCUCGGAACCUUCAAACUCAUGGAGGAGAAGACUCCACCAAGAAUUGUAGACAAGUUUGGUUGGUGCACUUGGGAUGCUUUUUACCUUAAUGUCCACCCUCAAGGUGUCUUGGAGGGUUUGAAAGGGCUCGUCGACGGUGGUUGCCCCCCGGGGCUCGUCCUUAUCGACGAUGGGUGGCUGUCCAUUUCUAACGACGAUGACCCUAUCAACCAAGAAGGCAUGAACCGAACCUCCGCCGGCGAGGAAAUGCCAUGCAGGCUCAUAAAAUUCCAAGAAAACUACAAGUUCAGGGACUUCGGGAGUCCCACUGGGUCCGAGUCUGGUGCACCCACUAAGGGCAUGGGUGAGUUUAUCAGGGACCUUAAGGGGAACUUUAAGAGUGUGGACUACGUUUAUGUGUGGCAUGCACUGUGUGGCUAUUGGGUGGUCUCCGGCUCACCAGAAUCGAGGGUGGCGGCGCCGAAGUUGACUCCGGGAUUGCAGAAUACUAUGGAAGAUCUGGCCGUUGAUAAGAUCGUUAACAAUGGUGUUGGGUUGGUCCCACCGGAGAUUGUUGAGCAGAUGUACGAGAGUCUACACUCUCACUUGGAGUCCGUAGGCAUUGAUGGAGUCAGAGUGGACGUUAUUCACUUGUUGGAGAUGUUGUGUGAGGAUUCUGGUGGAAGAGUAGAGCUUGCCAAAGCAUACUAUAAAGCCUUGACAUCUUCAGUGCGGAAUCAUUUCAAAGGGAAUGGCGUUAUUGCUAGCGUGGAGCACUGCAAUGACUUCAUGUUCCUAACUUCCUUGGCGCCGAGGCCAUAUGUCUUCGUCGAGUGCACUGAUCCUUCUGGGGAUCCAAACGGCACAUUCUGGCUACAAGGGUGUCACACGGUUCACUGUGCCUACAACAGUUUGUGGAUGGGAAAUUUCAUACACCCUGACUGGGAUAUGUUCCAAUCUACUCACCCCUGUGCGGAGUUCCACGCUACUUCCCGGGCAAUCUCCGGUGGACCAAUCUACGUCUCGGACUCUGUUGGGAAGCACAACUUUGAGCUGCUCAAAACCCUAGUGUUGCCCGAUGGGUCGAUCCUCCGGUGUUAUUAUUAUGCCCUUCCGAUCCGUGACUGUCCCUUUGAAGACCCUCUGCAUAAUGGGAAGACUAUGCUGAAAAUAUGGAACUUGAACAAGUACACUGGAGUACUUGGCGCAUUCAACCGCCAAGGUGGAGGGUGGAGCCAUGAAUCCAGACGUAACAAAUGCGCCUCCGAACACUCUCAUGCUGUGACUUCCAUGGCCAUCCCAAUCGACAUCGAGUGGAAGCAUGGAACAAAGCCAAUCUCAAUUGAAGGAGUACAAGUGUUUGCCUUGUACAUGUUCCGCGAAAAGAAACUUGUCCUCUCCAACAAAUUUUUUGAGUUUGCUCCGUUUGGAUUGGUGAAUAUGCUAAACACUGGUGGUGCAAUCCAAGCUUUGGAAUUCGAUGAAGAGGCUUGCACUGUUCGAGUUGGGGUUAAGAGGACUGGAGAAAUGAGGGUCUAUGCUUCAUAA
Ilex paraguariensis (yerba mate) is the source of this 2106-nucleotide messenger RNA. NCBI's taxonomy places the organism in Eukaryota, Viridiplantae, Streptophyta, Magnoliopsida, Aquifoliales, Aquifoliaceae. The record is from the annotation of a GenBank genome assembly.